AUGGGCCUGUCCGCCUUGCUGGCGAGCGCCGUGGGCACCUUCGUGCUGCUGCCGCUGCUGCUCUUCGCGGCCUCCGUGAAGCUCUGGGACUUGUACUGCCUGCGGGGCCGCGAUCGCGGCUGCGCCUUGCCGCUCCCCCCUGGCACCAUGGGGCUGCCUUUCUUCGGGGAGACGCUGCAGUUGGUGUUGCAGCGGCGCAAAUUCCUGCAGAUGAAGCGGCGCAAGUACGGCCACAUCUACAAGACGCACCUCUUCGGCCGCCCCACGGUGCGCGUGAUGGGGGUGGAGAACGUGCGGCACAUCUUGCUGGGCGAACACCGGCUGGUGGCCGUGCAGUGGCCCGCCUCGGUGCGCACCAUCUUGGGCUCCGGCUGCCUCUCCAACCUCCACGACGGGCAGCACAAGUGCCGCAAGAAGGUCAUCAUGCGGGCCUUCUCCCGCGAGGCCUUGGAGCAGUACAUCCCAGUGAUCCAGGAGGAGGUGAGUGCUUGCCUGAGGCUGUGGUUGCUGGCUACUAGCGGUGGCGCCUGCCUGCUGGUUUACCCGGAGGUGAAGCGCCUCAUGUUCCGCAUCGCCAUGCGCAUCCUGCUGGGCUUCCGGCCGGGCCAGACGGGCUCCGACAGCGAGGAGUUCCUAGUGGAGGCCUUUGAGGAGAUGAUUCGCAACCUCUUCUCCCUGCCUAUCGACGUGCCUUUCAGUGGUCUUUACAAGGGCUUGAGGGCGCGGGACGUCAUCCACGCAAAGAUCGAGGAGAGCAUCCGGGCGAAACUGGCUGGGAAGGAGCCGGCCGACGGCUACAAGGACGCGCUGCAGCUGCUGAUGGAGCACACGCAGAGGAACGGGGAGCAGCUCAACAUGCAGGAGCUAAAAGAAUCUGCGACUGAGCUUCUUUUUGGAGGGCACGAAACCACGGCCAGUGCUGCCACCUCCUUGAUUACCUUCCUAGGCCUUCACCAGGAAGUCCUGCAAAAAGUUCGAAAGGAAUUAAAAGAGAAGGGAUUAUUGGGCAGCAUGAGACAAGAGAAGCAUCUGGAAAUGGAUGUCCUGGAACAGCUGAAGUACACUGGCUGUGUCAUCAAAGAGACUCUCCGGCUGAGCCCACCGGUUCCAGGAGGAUUCCGGGUGGCCCUCAAAACCUUUGAGCUAAAUGGAUAUCAGAUUCCUAAAGGCUGGAACGUCAUUUACAGUAUCUGUGACACCCAUGACGUUGCGGAACUUUUCAUCAACAAAGAUGAUUUCAACCCCGACCGCUUCAUGUCUCCUUUCCCAGAGGAUGCCUCACGAUUUAGUUUCAUCCCUUUUGGAGGAGGCUUGAGAAGCUGUGUUGGCAAAGAAUUUGCCAAAAUUCUCCUCAAGAUCUUUACUGUAGAGUUGGCACGGAACUGUGACUGGCAACUUUUAAAUGGACCACCAACCAUGAAGACCGGCCCUAUCGUGUAUCCAGUGGACAAUCUGCCGACAAAAUUCACACGUUUUAACGGUCAGGUCUAA
Elgaria multicarinata webbii is the source of this 1491-nucleotide messenger RNA. RefSeq names its product cytochrome P450 26A1. NCBI's taxonomy places the organism in Eukaryota, Metazoa, Chordata, Lepidosauria, Squamata, Anguidae. The record is from RefSeq and is a predicted model, not a curated record. Gene Ontology annotation, biological process: sterol metabolic process. The transcript is spliced from 7 exons. Gene Ontology annotation, molecular function: oxidoreductase activity, acting on paired donors, with incorporation or reduction of molecular oxygen; monooxygenase activity; iron ion binding. The coding region runs from base 1 to 1491 and encodes 496 amino acids.